CUUUUUUUUUUUCUUUUAGAUUCAUGGCACAAUGAGAGUUAUAUUGGAACCUCUGCUUGGCGAUAUGCCCUUAAUUGGAGCGCUAUCUUUAUUUUUCCUUAGAAAACCACUUUUGGAAAUUAACUGGACAGGAUUGACCAAUCUUCUGGAUAUUCCAGGACUCAACGGAUUAUCUGACACUAUAAUACUAGAUAUAAUAUCUAAUUAUCUAGUGCUUCCAAAUCGAAUCACUGUUCCUUUUGUCAGUGAAGUGCAGAUUGCUCAGCUGCGAUUCCCCAUACCAAAGGGUGUUUUAAGAAUACAUUUUCUUGAAGCUCAGGAUCUUGAGGGAAAAGAUACUUACUUAAAGGGACUCGUUAAGGGAAAGUCUGACCCUUAUGGAAUCAUUCAAUUGGGAAAUCAAAUUUUCCAAAGCAAAGUUAUCAAAGAAAAUCUUAAUCCAAAGUGGAAUGAAGUUUAUGAGGCCUUAGUUUAUGAACAUCCAGGGCAAGACUUGGAGAUUGAACUCUUUGAUGAAGAUCCAGACAAGGAUGACUUUCUAGGAAGCCUGACAAUAGACCUAAUUGAAGUUGAAAAGGAACGUCACAUAGAUGAGUGGUUUACUUUGGACGAAGUCUCCAAAGGAAAAUUGCACUUGAAACUCGAAUGGCUCACAUUGAAGCCUACUGUUGAAAGUCUUGACCAGGUGCUAAAAAGCAUAAGAGCUGAUAAAGAUCAAGCCAAUGAUGGGCUUUCUUCAGCAUUGCUUAUUCUUUAUUUGGAUUCAGCAAGAAAUCUGCCAAGUAUCUACGAAGGAAAAUUUGGGUGUGGAUACUUAAAAGAGAGGAGAGCAUCGGGACUAGUCUUUUGUGAAAAUACUACCUCAGUCUAUAGAGAACUAUUUUCAGGGAAGAAAAUGAACAGUAACCCAAAUCCUCUUGUCUUAAUGACAGUUGGACAUAAUGCACAAGAAAGCAAAAUCCGCUAUAAGACCAAUGAACCUGUUUGGGAAGAGCAUUUCACUUUUUUUGUUCAUAAUCCUCGACGACAAGAACUAGAAGUUGAGGUCAAGGAUGAACAACACCAGUGCUCCUUGGGAAAUUUUAAGCUUCCUCUUAACCAACUCCUUGCAAGUGAAGAUCUAACUAUGCAUCAGAGAUUUCAUCUUAACAAUUCUGGUCCAAACAGCACUGUAUACAUGAAGAUUGCACUCAGGAUCCUUUCUCUUGAAAACCAAGAGAGAUCUCCAGAUUACCAAUAUUCGGCCAAAGUGAAGAGGCCUUCUGUUUCCAAAGAUGGGAGGAAGGGUACUUUCAAGCCUCAGGUUCCCCCCUCUCCAGCAGCUGACGUGAGCAAAGCCCCAAGUUCUACAGUCACAGAUACCAAUAAAAGGGCUGACGGGACAGAAACAGACCUACCGUCUAAUCCUAACCCACAGUGGCCAACAGAUCUCAGCAGAAGUUCCUCCAGUCUUCUGGCUUCCAAUUUAAGUGGUUCUCCCAGCCACCUUUCAGUCAAAGAACCUACUCCAAGUAUCGCUUCAGACAUCUCUCUCCCCAUCGCCACUCAGGAGCUGCGACAACGUCUGAGGCAACUUGAAAAUGGAACAACGUUGGGACAGUCUCCAUUGGGCCAGAUUCAGCUAACCAUUCGUCACAGUUCACAGAGAAACAAACUUAUGGUGGUGGUGCACACAUGCAGAAAUCUAAUCGCCUUUUCAGAAGAAGGGUCUGAUCCCUAUGUUCGAAUGUAUUUACUGCCUGACAAGAGGAGAUCAGGGAGAAGAAAAACAAGUGUUUCAAAGAAGAAUUUAAAUCCAGUGUUUGAUCAGGCUUUUGAUUUCAGCGUUUCGUUGUCGGAUCUACAAAGAAGAACUUUAGAUGUUGCAGUGAAGAACAGUGGAGGAUUCUUGUCUAAAGAUAAAGGUCUGCUUGGCAAGGUAUUGAUACCACUGGCUUCAGAAGAACUUUCCAAAAAUUGUACUCAGUGGUAUGACUUGACAGAAGAUGGGACAAGGUCUAAUGUUUCACCUUAGGCAGCUUUGGAUUCCAGAAGCUCUUGUUAACAUAUUUUUGCAAAUCUUUAUGUAUUUUAUCAGCAUUGUUAUUACAAUAUUACUUUUUAUAACACUUAGUUACUUGGCCCAUCACCUCAACCGUUUUAUAAUAUUUUGAGAUUUUGCCGUAGGCUUAAGUCAGCUUACUUAUAAACCAUUUUUUCUCAUUUGUUACAACAAUAUUAAUGUGCAAUAGGUUUGUAGAAUAAACAUUUGUUUCAGUAGGUCCUGUUAUGGCAUUUCUGUCCUUAAGAAAAGUGGGCUAUCUUUCACUUUUUCUAUCUUAUUUGUGUCUCAUCAAGAUAUCUGCCAUGUAAAUAUAUACCAUUUUUUAAAAUGCAUUUUCCUCAGAGGUGUGAAUGCAGAAGAAAAUGUCAAAGAAAACUAUUUUGUUUGAAAAACGUAUGAUAUAAAAACCGUAAGACAAUUUUGAAAAUAGCCUAGCUAGCAAAAUGGACUUAAUCUUACUAAUAUUAUGGAUUUAAGAGUUUUUUAUUUUUUAAAAAUGAAAGCUAUUGAUGUAAUGAUGUAUGAUUAAAGAUUUGCAAAAAGGGAAAAUACAAAAUAUUAACCUUUAAUAUUUAUAUUGAAAAAUGUAUUCUUUGAAUUUCAGAUAAUGCAUAUAAUUCACAAAUGCAGAUAUUAUAUAUUUACCCUGGAUGUGAAAUGAAGAUUUAUAUAGUACAGUACCAUGUCUUUUCCAUUCACCACUUCUUAUUAAAAUGUUAUUUGCUCUAUCCGCAAUGUAGGGAAAUGCCUAUGCAACAGUAUGCUCAAGAUAUAUAAUGAAUUAGAAUUUGGCAGCCAUCCUGCUACAACAUUGUCAUGUCACAUUGAUUGCUACAGAUAGGAAACUGUUUAUAACUGAGUCUAAAAGCAUGUUUACAAUUGUAUGUGGAAUACCAGCAAAUAAUGAGCUCAAGUUGCAGAGAUUUCUGAAUUUCUGCUUGAUUCUUUCAUAGUUGUUUCAGUACUAUCAGUAUUGGUGCCUUGAGCAGUUAAUUGUUUUUUUUUAUCAAUGCAUGUAUUAGCCACAUAGCAUUCACUGCAGUGCAUUCUUUUUGAAAGUACCAGUUCCAAAGUUGAUUCAUUCACACAUUACUAAUAAGGAAUAUGACAGUGUAGAAUGAGAGGUCAGAGUGUGCAAAAGCAGCAUUGAAGCUGAUCCACAGUGCUUCUGUAUAACAAUAAUGCAGGAAAAAAGACCACCUGUGAGUCAUUUAAAAUCCAAUGUAUCUUCUAAUCAGUAUAGUUUUUUCCCCAUUUGAUAUUUGCAGGCCCAGGAAAUACAAGAAUAGUUUGCAAAAAUGGGCUUAGUUAUUUGAGUGUGAACAAUCUAUUCAUUGUUGCUGUCAGAAUAGAAUCAAGGGGGCAUUAAUUAUAGUUAAUCAGGCGCAGUGUUGGCCCAGUGGUUAGAAUGCAGUACUGCAGGCUACUUCUGCUGACUGGUGGUUGCCAGCAGUUCAAUUCUCACCGGCUCAAGAUUGACUCAGGCUUCCAUCCUUCCAAGGCUGGUAAAAUGAGGAUUGUUGGGGACAAUAUGCUGACUCUGUAAACCAUUUAGAGAGGGCUGUAAAACACUGUGAAGAGGUAUAUAAGUCAAAGUACUAUUGCUAUUUAUUCAAAUAUUUUUCACAGCUUCCUCAGAUGGUUUUUACAAAAAUGAUGCAUUUUUGUAUUUUAACCCAAGAAAUGGCAAUAGUUCCAUGGAAGUUGGUAGCUACACACCAUCUUGAAUAUUUAUGCAAUGCUUUUCUAAAAAUAAUAUAGUAUAAAAUAAUAAUAUUUUAUCAGAAUUUAGAGAGUCUUAGAAAGUCUUCUGUCCAAAUGAUUUCCAUGGGUGAAUAAACUUUAGGGGUAUUAGCUUUAUAAUUGAAUUUACAAAAUCUUAACUCUGGCUUAGACAAUUUUGAAGAAAUUCUCCAAGAGGAGCAGUCUUCACUGAAGCUUAUAGAGAUCUUCCUAUUGUGCCCUAUAAAUAACUAGACUACUAAGAUACCAAAGUGCCUGUAUCAUAUGUAGCAAAUUGUCUAUAUCAUGUUUUGAAUAUCGGUUGUCUAUAUUUUAGUGUGAUGUACCUGCACAUGGGCAUGUAUGUUUCUCCUGUGUUUUAUUAUGAAUGUCCCUCAUGAGGUAGACUUUAUAACAUCAUUCUGACAUUGACUUCAUACAGAAUAGCAUGUAACUCUUAUCACAACAUAGCUUAGGUUAGCGGUUAUCACUUCCUUUUAAAUGACAAAAAUACAUUUACUACAUGACAACUUUCAGGGAAAUCUAAGAAGGGAGAAUAUGCAAGAGGAUUCAGCCAUCAACUAUAGUUAUGAGGAAAAAAAUGAUAUAUAUAAAUAAUCACAUAAUUUGACGUUUUCCUGAAGAAAACUAAGAGAUCAUCUAAUCCUUGCAUUCUCUUGUGGAUUAAAGUGACAUCAGUAAGUAAGAGUACUGUAUGGUGGCAUUGCUUAAGUAGUAAUUUCCAGUUGUAUUUGAAUUCUAAUGAGGGAUAGUGUGAAAAGAAGAGGCUCAUAAUAUCAACAAAUGUAUGCAGAAUGAUCUAGCACUUCGGGCUUUUGCAAUCAAAAUCUAAAAUUGGCAAAAGGAAUAAAAAAAUGAGGAAAAACAAAGGCCCCAUUAGUAAGUUGAAAUAAGCCUUUAGUUUGAUGUUAAGCUACAUAAAGUAAUUUUUUCAUCCCUAUCAUCUUCUCCGUUCUUUCUAAUAAGGCCACAUUUCUUGCAUUUUGCAUAAAGUGCAAAAAAUUGAAUUGAUGCUAUGUGAAAUGUAUUGAAAAUAGCUCUGCAGUAAAGAGAUGUUGAAAAUUUGGACCAAAAUCUGAAUGAUUAGUAAAACAUUUUUUCUGCCUUUGGGACAUAGAAACUGAGUGCAUGAAUAUUCUGUUCACAGUUUAAUGGUUCACUGAAGAACGAUAAGGAUUGAUGAGAUUCCAAUUAGCAAAUCUAUGACUGAGUAACCAUCAGACUAGAUUUCUGUGUUUUUUAUUCUGUGCCUUAAAAAGAAAGCUUAAAUAUUUCAUGUAAUGAAAGCGAAGCUUUGUUCUCUGUAUUUAUCCAUCUUUAUGUGCUAUUGAAACUGUUUGGUGCAGGGGUUUUUUUUGCUGCAUUUUGUAUUUAGAACUGUUGUAAUCUGACCAUCAAUGAAGCUGUUAUUUGACUUAGGGAUUUAACAUUCUUUCCUGUUUUGAACUCUCUAUCAUGAUGCAGCAACUGAGGAAAAGAAAAGAAGAGAAGAGAAGAGAAAAAAGAAGAGUAGUUUGACUACAGAUUGCAUUUUUUUUUUGCUGAUCUAAUUUUGCUAUUGCAUGUAUUUAUUCAGUAAAUGAGUCAUACGGAA
Crotalus tigris (Tiger rattlesnake) is the source of this 5381-nucleotide messenger RNA. It is a transcript of the gene ESYT2, whose product is annotated as extended synaptotagmin 2. NCBI's taxonomy places the organism in Eukaryota, Metazoa, Chordata, Lepidosauria, Squamata, Viperidae. Bases 32 to 2014 code for a protein of 660 amino acids. The transcript has 18 exons. The record is from RefSeq and is a predicted model, not a curated record. Gene Ontology annotation, biological process: lipid transport.